UAGCUAUAAAAGGAAAAACGAGUUAGAACAACACAUGUACAGACAGCAUCGUGAUGAGAUUUUAUCUAAAAUUCCACCAAACGACCCGAUGAUAAUAAGCCGUAAAUGUAAUUUUUGCCUUAAAGUUUGUCCAUCUCCCGCUGAUUUAAGACGUCAUCUCAGAAUUCACACCGGAGAACGGCCAUUUUCGUGUAUUUUUUGCAACGGCACUUUCAAUGACAAAAGUAGUUUAAACAGACACAUCAAAAGAAUCCAUUCGAAAGAGAAAACUUCAUCUGGCUCCGAACAAUCUCAACAAAAGGACAAUGAACAAAAAUUUUUAAAGUCCUCUUCUAAUAAAACAUCGUCUGAAACAACAACAAGUACAAAUAACAAUAACAAGGAUGAUGAACAAUGUAAAGCAGACCACAAAGACGAUAUUCCCAGAUUGUCGGUAAUAGUAUUUCAAUGUCAUUUAUGUUCGUUCAGUACUCGGUCGAAUGAGAAAUGGUUAGAACAUAAGCAUUGCCAUAUUGAAGACAUUCCUUGCACGUCAACGGAAUCAGAAAAAAGAGAAAGCAAAGAAACACAAGCAGCCAGAGAAGGAGGAUCGAAGAAAAAGAAAUCAGAGAUGGUAGAGGCUGACAAGCAGCCUUUUAAAUGAAGCAGCCUAAAUAAAUGAAGAAAUAACAACACGAUAAAAAGAUUAAUAAAAUUUUAAUUACAUUUUUUUUUAUUCUGCACAUUAUCGAAAUAAAUUUUAUUAUUCGUGCUUAAUGUGAAUGUUUAAAAUAUAGGAACAUUCUAAUUAAAUUUACAAUCAGUAAACAACAUUUCAUCAAUUAAGUACUGAAAAUGUUAAGGAAGACAAUUACAAUAAUAGAAAUUUAUAUGAAAAAAUUUAUGACAAAAUGUAUAACGCUAUUUUAAAUGAUAUUAAUGUGCACAUACAUCAUUAUUAGCCAUAUAUUUCAAAAUUGUGUACAAUUGAUAUUAAAAUAUUGUAAUUUUAAUCUGG
This is a messenger RNA of Centruroides sculpturatus (bark scorpion), 997 nucleotides long. Its product is annotated as zinc finger protein 345-like. Gene Ontology annotation, biological process: regulation of transcription by RNA polymerase II. Lineage: Eukaryota; Metazoa; Arthropoda; Arachnida; Scorpiones; Buthidae. The record is from RefSeq and is a predicted model, not a curated record. Gene Ontology annotation, molecular function: DNA-binding transcription activator activity, RNA polymerase II-specific; RNA polymerase II cis-regulatory region sequence-specific DNA binding. The coding region runs from base 35 to 643 and encodes 202 amino acids. The transcript has 4 exons. Gene Ontology annotation, cellular component: nucleus.